ACACUUCUCGAACAAUACAAGAAGCGCAAACACACACGAACAAUACAGAGUGACGACUGUCAGGCUCGUAGCUGACGGGUUUAGCGGCACUGUGCCUCACUUCUGUCGGUCAAUCGUGUUGGAUGAUACGGUCUCCCGGAGUACACCGCGUCUUGACAAGUCGCAUGGACUUCGGAGAUGGCGUCUCUUACGUCUUCUAGACCGAGCCAAGAACCCUUGUUGGGCUUCCCUUUUCUGAAACCAGAUGAAUUUGACUAUGGGUGUCGCGUCUUAUGCGAUCGAUUCCAUGCAUGGCAGAUCUCGAGCCUGGGCACAGGGCUGUCGAUUCAGUUUGUACAUCAACAGACAAGUGAUUCGAUGCUCAAGAUAUCACGGCAUAUUGAAAAUAUCGGUGUUCACGACGAAGAAAAUGCAUUAAUGCAUGAACCCGAGGAUCUUCAAGAACCGCAGCUGGAAGACGAUUCCGAACAUGAUCCUGAAGCUCUCAUUCGCGCAACCGAACCCAAUGCAUCCUUACAGGUGGAUUAUGAUAUCGCCCUCUCUCCCACGUAUCAAGUUCCCGUCCUGUACUUCACGUUACGGUGGACAAAUCACAAAGGUCCAGUGCUCGGAAUAGACGCGGUUUACCAGUACUUGGUGCCGGACGAGUAUCGAAAGCAAUUGAAGAGUGUCGGUAUUAUAGGUGGUAUCAGUUUCGAUUAUCAUCCAAUAACUGGCGCGCCCAUGUUUUUCGUCCAUCCUUGCAAUACUGCGGAUGCCAUGAGACACAUCGCAGGGGGGCAGGAUGUCACACCCGAGACGUAUCUCGUCAUCUGGCUCGGGUUGGUAGGACAUUGCGUUGGCUUGCAUAUGCCAUCUGAGCUUUUUGCAACGGAAGCAGGUGCAAGAACCCCAGAACGCCUUGGACAACAAUAACUUUGAAGCAGACAGAGUAAAAGUCAUCUUCGCUCUUCUUUUUUCUUUCCUUUGUCUCCCCUUUCCCUUUGCCCUCUCUCCAUUUCCUCCUAAAAUCGGCUACACACGAACGUGGUAGACCCAGAUUACUCUUCAUCAGACGAUGCUUCCAUUGGAACGUCACUAUCCUCAUCCAUUGGUGCCUCCUCUUCGUCACUUUCUUCCUCACGCUGUCGCUUAACUCCCUGGGCUGCC
Messenger RNA from Aspergillus glaucus CBS 516.65, 1149 nucleotides. Its product is annotated as ATG3/ATG10 family protein. Gene Ontology annotation, molecular function: Atg12 transferase activity. Lineage: Eukaryota; Fungi; Ascomycota; Eurotiomycetes; Eurotiales; Aspergillaceae. Gene Ontology annotation, cellular component: intracellular anatomical structure. Gene Ontology annotation, biological process: protein modification by small protein conjugation; macroautophagy; protein lipidation. The coding region runs from base 178 to 915 and encodes 245 amino acids. The record is from RefSeq and is a predicted model, not a curated record. The transcript has 4 exons.